Messenger RNA from Cylindrotheca closterium, 312 nucleotides. NCBI's taxonomy places the organism in Eukaryota, Bacillariophyta, Bacillariophyceae, Bacillariales, Bacillariaceae. The record is from the annotation of a GenBank genome assembly.
AUGCUAGUGAAGAUGAAGACUUGCCUGAUCUUGCUACUGAAGCAGAUCAAGGUCUGCAGUUUAUUCAAAGCCGCAGAAAGGAAAGAGAUCCAUUUGGGUUGUAUGAUCAUGUCAUCAUGGACAGUGGGCAGCAGAGUUCUUGACGAAGAAGGUUUUCUAGGAAGAUUUCCACCUCCAGUUUAUCACGAUGAAGAUGGAAUUGCCAAUGUACUUGCUAUGCGCGAGAUGAUUGCUGUGGGAUACCGCAUUACUAUGGAUACUGAUGCUGACAAUGCUUUUAUUGUGCAUUGUGAUGGAAAACAAAAGACGUGA